AUGACUUUGGCGAAACAAUUUGUGGAUCAAGCGCUUAAAAAAAACCUCAUUACUGUAUUCAGCAAAUCUUAUUGUCCAUUUUGCAAAGCUGCGAAACAGACAUUGGCAAGAUAUGACGCCCCUUUCACAGCAUACGAACUGGAUCAAAUGAAAGACGGACCCUCGAUUCAGGCUUAUCUUACUGCAAAGACUAAGCAAAGUACAGUUCCUAGCAUUUUUUUUAAGUCAGACUUUGUUGGUGGGAAUUCUGACCUUAGUAAGUUGCACUCCUCCGGGCAGCUGAAAACAAUGGUGGAAGAACUGGCGGAAAAAGCUGAGUGGUGA
Schizosaccharomyces japonicus yFS275 is the source of this 324-nucleotide messenger RNA. RefSeq names its product glutaredoxin Grx2. NCBI's taxonomy places the organism in Eukaryota, Fungi, Ascomycota, Schizosaccharomycetes, Schizosaccharomycetales, Schizosaccharomycetaceae. Bases 1 to 324 code for a protein of 107 amino acids. The transcript has a single exon. Gene Ontology annotation, cellular component: nucleus; mitochondrion. The record is from RefSeq and is a predicted model, not a curated record. Gene Ontology annotation, molecular function: glutathione disulfide oxidoreductase activity. Gene Ontology annotation, biological process: removal of superoxide radicals; cellular response to oxidative stress.